UUAUGGUCCGCAAAACUUCUGAAGUGUGACCGAAAAUGGAAAUGGAAAUGCUCAGUGCUGGAUUUGUGUUGAGUUCUCCUUUCUCUUCUUCUUCUUUCAAAGUUCAGCCUCUUCGCACUCCUCCAAUCUCAUCUUUUCCAAUUCGUUGUUCAAGUCAUGAGGUUACUCCUUCAGAGAAACUUCCAACUAGAAUUAAUUUGUCUUUAACUGGCGGUGCUUAUGAUUUUAUCAAAGGAACAACUUCCCUAACAAACGAGUUAAUCGCUUCGCCAAAGAAAGUCAUGAUUCUAAGACAUGGUCUUAGUACUUGGAAUGCAGAAAGUAGGAUUCAGGGGAGUUCAGAUUUGUCUGUACUCACUGAAGACGGGGAGAAGCAAGCAGAGAGGUGCAAGAAAGCCUUGAAAAAUUUGUACUUUGACCAGUGUUUUGCAAGUCCAAUCUCUCGCGCUAAACAAACUGCUGAAAUUAUAUGGCAAGGGAGAGAGAAACCAUUGGUUUACCUUGAUUCGCUUAGAGAGAUAUCUCUAUAUCACCUUGAAGGCAUGAAAAAUGUGGAUGCAAAGCGAAUAUAUCCGAAAGAGUACAUAACCUGGAGAGAAGAUCCAGCUAAUUUUGUCAUGAAUGGUAGAUAUCCAGUGCGAGAUCUAUGGGGAGCUGCAAGAGCUUGUUGGAAGGAAAUCUUGUUGUCACCUGGAGAAAGUUUUCUGAUCAUAACUCACAAAUCUAUAUUGAGAGCAUUAACUUGCAAUGCUUUAGGCCUUGGUCCCGAGAGGUUUCGUUCUAUUGAUAUCAACAAUGGUGGAAUAUGUGUAUUCAACUUCAACACCAGAGGAGAAGCAAUGCUUGAGGGUCUAAAUAUUACUGCUCACAUGUACAGUGAUCAUGUCUAUAAUGGCUGAAAUCAUUUACUGCAAUGGCAAAAAAAUAGCAAUUAUGUUCUAUCCCACGCUGCAAUCCACUCAUUGAAGUAUUGAACCAAGAUCACCGAGCCUUUGAUGUUGGAAUUUUUUUCGAUAGUUGAGUUAAUCACAAAUGUAACCAUUCUCUUUGAUGUAUAUUAAUGUAUAGAGGAUUAAAGAAUAGUUUGUACAAAUUAAUGAUGUUCAUUGCAAGCUUAUUAGAUUCACUGUAAUCAUGAGUAAAA
Messenger RNA from Arachis duranensis, 1144 nucleotides. RefSeq names its product probable 2-carboxy-D-arabinitol-1-phosphatase. NCBI's taxonomy places the organism in Eukaryota, Viridiplantae, Streptophyta, Magnoliopsida, Fabales, Fabaceae. Bases 36 to 899 code for a protein of 287 amino acids. The transcript has 7 exons. The record is from RefSeq and is a predicted model, not a curated record. Gene Ontology annotation, molecular function: phosphatase activity.